Molecule: messenger RNA, 993 nt
Organism: Sorghum bicolor (sorghum)
Lineage: Eukaryota; Viridiplantae; Streptophyta; Magnoliopsida; Poales; Poaceae
Exons: 5
Coding region: 299-724 (141 amino acids)
Source: RefSeq, a predicted model, not a curated record
GCUCUCGAGCCUCGCGUCGCAGCCGUCGUGAGCCCCCACACCGGCGUGCGUCCUCUCUUCUCCCGAUAAAUACACAGGGGGCAAACAGCCCGGCUCUCUUCGCCUUUCCCUUCACACGUAGUAGUACACUCGCCAAGGGCAGAGGCGGCCGGACGAGGGGCGGCGGGGGCGCGGCAGAGCCGAGCGGAGCGGAGCGGUUCUUCUCCACGCCUGACGUCUCCCUCUUCCCCGCUCUCCGCAGCCUCGGCGGUCGGUGCUCCUCCCUUCUCCCGUUCAGGAGCCUUGUUUACUUCCUGUCAUGGGUAUGGAACAUUUCAUGAGUUCUGCAAACCCUUCAGCAGGUUUUGCAUUGUAUGGAAAUGAAGCAACAGAGGAAAUGAAAAGGUUACAAGGUCUAAGAGCAGAAACACUGAUGGAAACCUACCAAAGCACAGAAAGCAGAGAUGUAGCGAUCAGGUGUCCAAUACCAUGCAAAAGCAGCAGGCGGUAUAGGGAACAUGACUUGAGAGCUGCACAAGAUCUUUCUGAAUUCAUUCUGAGCAAGGCUUCACCUCCAUACUUUAUGGGAUCUCCACCAGUUCGUGCAAUUAAUCCUCUUGUUCAUGAUGCACAAUUCUGUGCGUGGAAAGUACACAAUGUAGAUCAGCCAUUAGGAAUUCCUAUACCAGCCAAGAGUUACGAUGCUCGCUACUGUGCAAGAAAAGGAUCUUUUACGAACGCUUGAAGCUACAUUUAUCACUCAUGACCAUUCAGCGAUGUCGUAGUUGUAUCUCUGCUUCUCUCAGUAAGGCUAACUUGUAUAUAUGAGUUGCUGCCCUUUUGAAGGUGUGAGGUGUCUUAUUAUAGUGUUUAGGGUAUCUCAUUGGCAGUGCUGUAAAUAUCUUUUUGCUUGGUAAUUUUUGUUACUGGAGCUAGUUUUGGUGAAUAAGUACUGGUAUAAACUUUGUUGUUGAGUAAUGAGGUAACCUGAAUGAAAAUGUUUGCCUUUCUUCA